UGAGGUUAAUUUCAAGAGACCUCGGGCUAAAUUCACAACGUGCCAUAACUCUGUAAGUAUCAAAAUUUAACGGUGACAUUAAGGUGGUUCUGUGAAUCUUUCGCCGACCGAUUGUGCAACAUUUCAAGUGACAUUUGAGUACCAGAGGGCAUUUUAUUGACUGGAUUAUCCAAGAUGUCCAGCUCUCCAUUGACCAUGAAGUUGCUGUCUGUUUGCCUCAUUCUUGUGUUGAUGGUGGUGGUCUACUGUUCAGCCAUCCCCAAGCCAGGCGACAAGCGUGUACAUGAAACUAAACUAAGUGACCUUCCACACGAUGACGACAAUGAGCACAAUGAGGAUUAUGAUCAUGAGGCUUUCCUCGGCAAGGACGACGCACAAGAUUUCGACGAUUUGUCACCAGAAGAGAGCAAGGAGCGAUUAGCGAUAAUUGUGGACAAAAUAGACGUAAACAAAGAUGGUAAAGUAACAGAGACAGAGCUUAAGGAAUGGAUUCAGUUUAUCCAGAGACGUUACAUCGUCACAGACACAGAACGCAUGUGGAAGGAGCAUGAUCUUGAAGAAGAUAAACUACAUUGGAAGUCCUACAUGAAGCGAACCUAUGGAUAUGAAGAUAGCCCAGACAGUGUAGAUUCUCCGACCUUCAGCUACAAGGACACCAUUGACCGAGACCACAGACGUUGGGAAGCAGCUGAUACUGACAAAGAUAUGAAAUUAAGCAAAGAUGAAUUUGUUCAUUUUCUUCAUCCUGAAGACUCCGAUCACAUGAGGGAUGUUGUAGUACAGGAAACAAUUGAAGAUAUUGACAAGGACAAAGAUGGAUACAUCAGUUUAGAUGAGUACAUCAGCGAUGUUUACGAUGAAGAUGAUGAGGAUGAUGAACACGAUGAGGCCCCUCAUGAAGGGGAGCCUGAUUGGGUGGUGAGUGAGCGACAACAGUUCGAGAGUCAUCGUGACCAUAACAAAGAUGGAAAAUUAGACAAGGAUGAGGUCCGAGAGUGGAUCAUGCCAGAAGAUUUUGAUCACAGCGGUGCUGAGGCCACACACCUGAUGAACUCAGCUGAUGAAAAUAGGGAUGGCGAUCUUAGCAAAGAUGAGAUUUUAGAACAUUAUGACUUGUUUGUGGGCAGUCAAGCAACAGAUUUUGGUGAGGCUCUAACGCGACAUGACGAGUUUUGAGGCUGGUUCCGAGUUAGAUACUUAGCAUUGUGUGAUUCAAACAGAACUAAACCUGGUGAUGUGUGGAGAAGAUGACCUUGUCCCAUUUCUCAAAAAAAAGAAAAGAAAAAAAAAAGAGAAAAACAACAUGGAAACCGCUUUGAAGUCAUCUUGUGAAAGUGUUUAAUGCCAUGUUUUCACACACUCAGCAUUACUAACAGUAGAGCAUGAAAUGAUUUCAAACUUCAAAAAACUAGAUUUUUGAGAAAUUUAAUCCUUGAAAUGGACUUCUCAGGUCUGUACAUGUAUUAUGAAGUAUUGUGUAGAACAUUAAGAGGUCAUGCUGUCCACAGUAGUGUCCUGUUCCCACCAAGGACACUGGUAUUUCUAUGGCAGAUUCUAUUCCUAGAAUAUUGAGUUGUAGAUGCAGUUAUCUGUUCAUCAAGCGUGGUGUGGAUGUCAUGAAAAAUACACCAAAGGCUUUUCUUAUUGAUUUUUGCUUUGUUAAAAGUAAAAAAAAUAAAGCAAUUUACAUGCGAGUAUACUACUGUGUACCGUUUCAUAUUUAUGUGAAAAAAUAUCAUUUUACAGUAUUGAUUUAUAACUUUAAUAUUGUGUUUGGGUUGAAAUGAUAAUGAUUAGGACAUGUAUUUUUCUGAUCAUUCUGCUGCAUUAUCAAGGAUGUGAAAAAGUAAAUUAUUGUAAGAAACACUUUUUAAUUACAGUUUAUUGAUAAAAUUGUACAUAAUAGUUGAAUGGCCUACAUGUAUUUACUUUGAUGUGGAGGUAUGUGCAAAUCCAGGCAACAAUUAGGCCUAAAAAGUAUUGUUUUUCCAAUUUGAGCUUUCAAAAAAAGAUAUUUUGUCCAAAAAUUCCUAAAGUAAAGAAGAAAAUUGACAUAUCAGAAUAGGACAAAUCAAACUUUUUUGUUUUGUUUUUUUUGUUUCAGUUUUCUUCAAGUGUUAUUUUGAUAUAGAAAGCUUUAUGUAUGUUAUCAUCUAUACUGCUAACUUAAAUGUAAUGAAUUUUAUGUAACUUACAUCCUGAUACUUAUGAUAUAUUGUGUAUACGUUUGGAGAAAAAUUGACUAGAGUUUAUAUAUUUGGUGCUUAUCAAGGGAAGCAACUCCCCUCACUCACAUGGGUUGAAUAUUGAUAUAUUUUCAAACGACACUCGGGUCACCUUACUUAGAUACUGAUACAGAUUCUGAGGAACGUUUGAAUACAAAUUUAUACAGAUUUAUUUCACCAAUUUACACAUAGUCACAAAUGUUUUUUUUUAUUACUCCAUGAUUACAUUGUCGGAGAAAAAGCUUAAGGAGUGAAAAGAAUGUUUGAAUCUUAUGGUGUAUGAAUGGGUUAUUUUUCAAAAUUUUGAGGGCAAUGAAACAUCAUUUUAGUACACUACCCAUUUCUUAGAAAAAUGGUGUGAAAUAAAUAAUUUUCCAAAUUAAUGCAUGAAACAGAUAUAGCUAUGUAAAUUUUGUUUCUGAUCCAAAUAUAGAUAUAUCCCAAACGUAGUGAUUUACCAGAUUUCACAAAUCCACAGUAAUGUUGUUCAGGCUGUGAUACAUUGAUGUUUUUGUUUACAUUAGGCGUUAUUGUGUCAAGUUCUUUUGUUGUGUAGUUCUUGUAGUUGAAUAAAGAAAAUUCAAAAUUCUAAUGCAUAAGCGUGUAUCGGAUAUAAGAAAUGUAAUCGGUCCAAUCUUGAAAGUAAAUCUAAAACCCUCUUUGGUGAUGAAUCAACAUUGAUACUGUAUAUAGCAUGCAUAUGAAGUCUAGACAUUUAGCUGAAGCACAGUAAUUUUUGAGUGAAAUAGAUUUAGGCUAAAUUUUAGUUGUAGUUUUAAUCAUAUAAGUUGUCAAUAAAUUUGUCUGUGUAGCUGUAAUCAUGUAAGCAAUUGAGGAAAUGUAGUGAAAUUGGCAUUAUUUAUUUUCUUAUAAUAAUAUGUAUAUAUAACAAAAAAUUUAUCCUGCUAUCCCAGCUCUGUUGUGUUAGUCCUGUCUGUUAUUGUGUCACUGGACUAACUCAAGUAGAGGCUAACAGGGGUUGGCUUCCAUUUCUGUUAUAAAACAAUGCAUCAUCAAUGUUGUUACUGAUGAAAAAAAAUGUACAUUUUUAUCAAAAGUUAAAUUUUCCAAGAAUUAAUAAAAUUUGACUGUUUUUGCAAAGGAAAUCAUAUAGUAUCUUAUAGGGAAAGUAAGAAAACAGAAUCAUGGAAAUGCUGAUAUCACAUAAUAUGUACAGCCUUUCAAUGUCGGAUCGGGGAAAAAAACACACAUAGAAUUCAUUCCAUUGUAAAAUGUCGACAAAAUGCAAUUUAGAAGGUAGAAUGAAUGUAAGGAAUUAUUUUAUAAUACUUGUGUUAGUUGGUAGGAGAUGUAAAGUAAUCCAAUGUUAGAGGAUUACAUGGAGAGAAACUUAUGAUGGAUGCCUUGGCGGUUGGUAUCCUAACAAUAAGCCAGAGACAUUUAAAUCCAGCUGACAUAGGAGAUACAGAUGUCUUGGUUUAGAAUUUCAAUCCUAAUUGCUUUAACUUCAGCUACUAUGUGUACAUGAUGUAUUUCUUUUUGGUGUAAAGCUUUGUCAUUUUACAUUUUUUAGAUUAACAAAUUUUGAAUAUUUUUUUUCUUUUUUAAAUUCUUGUAAUGUUAGCUAUGCAGCAGCCAAAUAAACUAUCUACAUGGUGCAUUGUACUUAAACCAGAUGAAUUUGUACUCUUCCAGUUCUUCAUCAAAUGUGAUGACAUGCUGCUAAUGAAUUGAUAUAUCUCUGCUAUAAUCAAUAAAAUCAGAUCUCCCAACCACUGAAACACCCAGCCGUUACAAACAUGCAAAUCAUGUUACACUCCAUGUAGAAAAUAUAUGAGCUAACAUUUAUUAUUAAGGCAUUACUGACUAAGAUAUUUAAAAUGACUGUUGGCCCAUUGCCUGUUUUUACAUUAUAUGAAAGUGUUUGACAGAUCUGAUUUUAACUAUCAUCUUUCUCAUUGAUAUUGAAGCAAUCUAUCAGUUGUCAUUGUGAAAUUGGUACCAUAUUUAUUUGGCUGUAAGCCCCAUUCUUUAGUAAUGAGCUCAAACGCUAUUUUAUUUCAUUAUUCUACAGUGAGCCCACUUCUGGGGUUAUUACAAGAUAAAUAUAGCAUGAUAAUUAGACAAUGAAUCUCCUCUGUCUUCCAAAGGAAAUGAGUGCCUCGGUAAACCCUUAUGUGGAGGUCGGUGGAUAGUUUACAAAUGACUUUACCAUUUGUAUUAAAGGGUACAGUGUCCAAAUCAUACCUUAACCGUAGGUAAUAGAUCUUAAUGGCACAAGCUAACUUCCACAUGUUCGUUGAUUUCCCAAGAGAUUUCCGCCAGCAGAAACUUCUUGUAAUGAUUGCAGACUGAUCUAUCAGAGUUACUUCCCUUUGUUUUACUCUUCGGUAGCAAUACAGGAGAUAACUUAAACAAAUUACUGUUAAGAUAGCAUGCGUUCUUACAUAACUACCUAUUUAGGAACCAUUUAUAUGUUAAAUGUUUUAUGUUAAGAGAGUGUUCAAGCUGUUUGGUGUUCGUGCAUGUUCAAAGCUAGACCAAAAUGUUCAUGUGUUUCAGUGCUGCUUCUGUUUCUGUGUUAUGUAGAAUAUAAAUAAAAUACUCCUUUUGUAUUAUAUAAAGACUUGCCAGUUCGAUCAAAGAGGUCCAGAAACAACAAUAUAAUAGAGCUAAUCAAUACUGCUCAUUUUCUGAUGCUCACUUGGUAUGUAUUUGGGUCAAACUUGCCUAAUUACAUCUAAAAGCAUAGCAGUUUAAUUAAAAUUUUGUUAAUCGAGAUUUGUUUUAAUUACCCAGGGAUAUAUUUCAUAUGUCAGAGAACCUCUUUGAUUUUCUAGUCCAUUUAACAAAAUUCAUCAACUUGAAGAUGAAAAAUAAUAUUGAUUGUAUAGAAAAUAAAUUUCCUACAUAAAGAAAAUUUUACUCAUUUCUCGAAACAUCAAAAUAUUUAUAGUUUUUUUCUUUUUGAUAAUUUGUACGUGCAUCUAAUCCUGAUGGCUUUUCUUUAUCUAUUUGUGCUGUUUGCUAAACUAUUUGUUCAUUUAUAUUUUUAAUUGAUUAAAAAUUGUUAAAAAUGUG
Messenger RNA from Pecten maximus, 5267 nucleotides. RefSeq names its product calumenin-like. Gene Ontology annotation, molecular function: calcium ion binding. The record is from RefSeq and is a predicted model, not a curated record. Bases 175 to 1176 code for a protein of 333 amino acids. Gene Ontology annotation, cellular component: endoplasmic reticulum. The transcript has 8 exons. Lineage: Eukaryota; Metazoa; Mollusca; Bivalvia; Pectinida; Pectinidae.